Molecule: messenger RNA, 1213 nt
Organism: Gadus macrocephalus (Pacific cod)
Lineage: Eukaryota; Metazoa; Chordata; Actinopteri; Gadiformes; Gadidae
Product: protein pitchfork-like
Exons: 5
Coding region: 423-1010 (195 amino acids)
Biological process (GO): regulation of cell projection organization
Cellular component (GO): ciliary basal body
Molecular function (GO): cytoskeletal protein binding
Source: RefSeq, a predicted model, not a curated record
GAAGUUGCAUACGUAUUUGCAUGAAUUGCUAACCAUGUAUCUUUCUAUUGGAAAGGUUAUACGUUCAACUGUCUUAUUCACAUCGAAUUACAAUCGAUUCUUUAUUGAAAUAUAAAAUUGCCCCAAGCUAUCUAGAACCCACACUUUAAUUAUGCGAUCUCCUGUUCAGCCAUCCAUUGACAAAUACGGAGAAUACACUUUUAAGUAUUUUGAGUUGAGUUAAGAGAUCCAAUUUUCCUGAACACCUUCCGGAUUCACGCACCAGGCAGGCACUGCUUUGCAUAAACCAGGAAGUUUGCAUAACCUGGUUGCUAUAGUUACUGGUAUUCUAAACAACGGGAGGUAACAUUGCCGCAGUUCGCGAUGCAAGUACAAUUGUAACUAAUUUCUCAGAACAUUUUUAAGUAAACCUGAAUGGCGAUAUGGGAACCAUUUCUAAACUUGAUGAACCGGGUCGCCGCCGGGGCGUUGGGUUCGGCACAUCCCAGGAUAGGAAACUCUUUCCUACCAACUUUGCACCAAACCGUCUAGGAAACCAAAUGUUCCGCAAGGAAGAGCCGCACCGCGGCCCGGGCUGCUAUGAGAACCAUGAGUUUCGCAGCAUGAUGUACGACAUCCAGAAGAGGCCGAUGUGCAAGAAAGGAUACGUCCUCUCUGCGAGGACCGCCGUGCGGUUUUUAGAGGCCAACAGGACAGUGACCCCCUCACCUCAAAAGUACCAGCAGGAUCAAUCCCGGUCCAGAAUCCUGCCGCCUGGCAAAACGCCUUUCAAUUCCUCGGCAGUGAGGGUUACGACCAAGCCGGAUGCAAGCCUCAGCAUGCCAGGCCCUGGGACAUAUUCUCAUGAAGUAGCAAUCGGCCGGAAGGUCGUCUGGCCGAUGAGCUUUGGGUCUCCAGAUUGGGUGAAAUUCCCUCAGCUUAAGAAGAAAACGCUGAGAGCAGAGCUCCAGUGUGACAAGGACUUCAAGAAGCACAGGGCCAGAGUAGCCUACUUGAGAAUGUACUUCUGAACGGCCUUCAGCGGUGUCCCCUGCGUCAGGAAAUCACUUCCUUUAACGAUCACUUAGGGUUAGUGUAGUAAUAACCCUAACCCUCAUGUAUCCAAUGAGCCACAGAAAAAACAGAUCUUAACUGUUUAUUUCAAAAUGUUUUGUUGUUUUUACCAAAGCCAACCUGACAAAUGUCUAAAACAAAAUAAAGAAAUUAAACCAUA